Molecule: messenger RNA, 555 nt
Organism: Adineta steineri
Lineage: Eukaryota; Metazoa; Rotifera; Eurotatoria; Adinetida; Adinetidae
Source: the annotation of a GenBank genome assembly
AUGCAAAAUAAUCAACAGCAAUAUUACCCUUUGAAUAAUUGCCAAUUAUGCACACCAAAUAAUUGUUCUACUAGUCAAAAGUGGAAUAAUCAACAACGAUUUAACAGCACGCAACUUUGUAAUGAUAAUAACACGAACCAAAUAACAAAUGAUUGGGACAAUCAACGAUGCCAAUCAUUAAUACAACAUCCACAAAAUCGAACUUUGUAUUCACAGCAGUAUACAUAUGGAUAUCAACCUUCAAAAAUGAUGACUAGUCAUUGUGGACAACAACGACAAGCUUUAUGUCAUCCGAUAGAUUGUUGUCAAAAUAGAAAUAGUAAUACAGUCAAUCAACAGAACCAGUGUGAGCGUAACGGUGAAAUGAAUUUAUAUAACUAUUCUCCAUCAUCUUUAACAAAUCGUGCAUUAAACAUUCAUAUGAAUGGUUUAUAUUCAAAAUUUUCGAAUAAUCAUUUUCAACAACAAUCAAAUUUAUUUUCUACUAAAAAGACAAAUGAUGUUGGUGAUAUGUUAUCAAAUUCAUAUAAAACUUAUCAACGAAAAACAUGUUAA